AUUGCUCUAAUAGCCUGUGAGGGAGGGAAGGAGGGAGAAAGAAACAUUUGCCAGCCAGGCCAGUGGCAGAAAUGGAUUCGAAACAUCGGUGUAUGAAGCUGAAUGAUGGUCACUUCAUGCCUGUCCUGGGAUUUGGCACCUAUGCACCUGCUGAGGUUCCUAAAAAUAAAGCUGUAGAGGCCACCAAAUGGGCAAUAGAAGCUGGGUUCCGCCACAUCGAUUCUGCACAUUGUUACAGUAAUGAAGAGCAUGUUGGACUGGCCAUUCGAAACAAGAUUGCAGAUGGCAGUGUGAAGAGAGAUGACAUAUUCUACACUUCAAAGCUCUGGUGCACUUCCCAUCGACCCGAGUUGGUCCGACCAGCCUUAGAAAGGUCACUGAGAAAUCUUCAACUGGACUAUGUUGACCUCUAUCUUAUUCAUUUUCCAGUGUCUCUAAAGCCAGGGGAGGAGCUGAUCCCAAAAGAUGAAAAUGGAAAAAUACUAUUUGACACAGUGGAUCUCUGUGCCACGUGGGAGGCCAUGGAGAAGUGUAAGGACGCAGGAUUGGCCAAGUCCAUCGGGGUGUCCAACUUCAACCACAGGCAGCUGGAGAUGAUCCUCAACAAGCCGGGGCUCAAGUACAAGCCCGUCUGCAACCAGGUGGAAUGUCAUCCUUACCUCAACCAGAGCAAACUGCUGGAUUUCUGCAAGUCAAAAGACAUUGUUCUGGUUGCCUAUAGUGCUCUGGGGUCCCAUCGAGAAAAAACAUGGGUGGAUCCGAACUCCCCGGUUCUCUUGGAGGACCCAGUUCUUUGUGCCUUGGCAAAAAAGCACAAGCGAACCCCAGCCCUGAUUGCCCUGCGCUACCAGCUGCAGCGUGGGGUUGUGGUCCUGGCCAAGAGCUACAAUGAGCAGCGGAUCAGAGAGAACGUGCAGGUGUUUGAAUUCCAAUUGACUUCAGAGGACAUGAAAACCAUAGACGGCCUAAACAAAAAUAUUCGAUAUUUGACCCUUCAUGUUCUUGCUGACCACCCUAAUUAUCCAUUCUCUGAUGAAUAUUAACAUAGAGGGUGUUUUAUGAGGUCUACCAGAAGCCCUACGUGUGGAUGGUGACACAGAUGACGUCUCUAUGCUGGUGACUGGACACAUUGCCUCUGGUUCAAUCCCUCCUGCUUGGCAACUUCAGCAAGCCACAGCAAAGCCCAAUGACCGGAAAAGAAACAAAAUAAAUUUGAUUUUUCAUUUUGAAAAAGUUAAAUGCUUUCUCCUAAAGAUUCUUCAC
Messenger RNA from Saimiri boliviensis boliviensis (Bolivian squirrel monkey), 1263 nucleotides. Its product is annotated as aldo-keto reductase family 1 member C1. Gene Ontology annotation, molecular function: oxidoreductase activity. The record is from RefSeq and is a predicted model, not a curated record. NCBI's taxonomy places the organism in Eukaryota, Metazoa, Chordata, Mammalia, Primates, Cebidae.